AAAGUAACUUUAAUUGCUUUGAUUAAUAUUGAUUAAAUAAAAAUAAUCAUAAAUUAUAGAUCAAAAUCAGGCUUGCACGACAUACGGCCCGCAUGCGCUCCGCCAGCACUCACUUUGAGGCCCCAUCGAAGUAACGAGGUAUUCUAUUUAAUAGCUCUCCGGCAAGUCCUAUUUUCUAUCGGCCCUCACAAGUUUUUCAAAAAGUAUUAUGGCCCGGCUAAUAUUUUGAUUUGUGCAGGCCUUAUCUAGAUUGAUAAGGAGUUUGACAAAAGGAUAAACCAAAUAGCUUUAAUAGUCUUUCAAGUAUUUAAUGUAUUAAUCAUAUUAAUGAAUAAGCCGUAAUUUAAUCCAAUACAUAUCCUUUUUUUUUUUGACAUUGGAACUCUUUGAAUCCAAUAAGUUUUUUGUCAACAUAUUCAAAAUUACACCUUCUCACCAAAGCCAUCACCUCAACACAUUUUCUGGCUAAACCACUCCGCAGUCAUGUAAAGUAGUUCACAAAGUAACGAAUUUUAGGAGCAUAGAAUAUUUUUUUGAAGGGGUAUUUAUUCUUGCACUUUUCGGUACGAUUGGGUGUACAUAACUUUUUUUUUUUUCUUUGUGGACUCCCAACAAAUUUUGGCUAAAACUACAGAAUCGUCCCCGACACACAGAUGUCUGACACCACUCCAUCUUCUCGGAACAGACUGGUGGCAAAAAAUAUACAAUAAUAAAACUUGUUGGUAAGUUGCUUGCUGAAUCUUUUGUGGAGCUGAUGUGGCGCGUGUGUAGGAAUACUUUUAGGGGACCACCACUUGGCUUCAAAUAGUUUCUACAAUUUUUUUACCAGAUAGUGUUGAUUUAAUCCCAAUAUUUAGGUUGCCGGCUUUCCAAGCAGAGAGAGUGAGUGAGAGAGAAAGAAACAGAGAGAGUGAGUGACAGAGAAAGAGAGAGAGUGAGAGAGAAAGAGAUACAAUGAGAGAGAAAUUUAGAGAGAGAAGGAGAGAGAGUUAGAGAGAGAUAGAGUUAGAGAGGGGAGAGAGACAGAGUGAGAGAGAAAGAGAGUGAGAGAAAAACAAUUUUGUUCUAAUCUCCUAACAUGUCAGAAUCGCUAUAUAAUUCUGAUUUGUGUAAAUUAAUUAUUGUAUUUUUUAGUAGUGUACCUCUUCAUUAACUGUUUUUCAAAUUAAUAUCUUUACAUACAGGCAAGCUCAAAGAAAACAAGUCACUAUCAAAGUUACUGUAAUAAGAUGGACGAAAAUACCUUUUAUUUAUUUUAGGGUAAAAAUAGAUGCACUUUGGAGAGUCCGGCAUCUGUGACGUCAUGCAGUUUAUGAGAGUCCUUUUAACUGUUGGUUUAUUCAUUGCUGGUAAGUUGUGAUAAAAAUGUAUUGUUUAGACUUCUAAAACUGGUAGCCUAAAAAAUCAUCGCCCUACUAUCACCCGAAUCAGACAUUUAUGGUAUGACAUUUAAUCAUGCUUCUUAUUUUGCCGAUUGUAAGUUGACAAUUUUUUUGAUGUUAUAUAUUGUUUGUUUUUUUCGUCAAGGUUCUCAAACAUUUGAUUGAACAUAAUAUAGACACAGACUCUAACAAAAGAAUAAGGAUAAUUUGUCCGGGAGUUAGGUGGGAGGAAGUAUGUUGAUUAGAUAAAUCUAUAAUUAUGAAUUUACAGGCUUAGUGCCUUUGAGUAUGAUGACGAUUCACACACCUCCAACCCCACAUCUUUUUUAAGAGGGCUGGGGUGGGGGAGAAUAGUGAGUCUGUAAGGCAUGGAAUAAAAAACAAACCUUAAAAGGAUUGUGUGUGAUUCCCGGAUAUUGCUUAAAACGUACGUUUAUUUACAACUCUAUAUAAGCUUAACUUCUGUUCAUGGCUGGCUGGUGGCCUGUCGAAAUCUUCGAACGGCUCAUUGGCCAGCUUCCCGUCAGCCUAUCGAACUGAAACUUGGCACACAGACCCGUUGCCAAUGGCAACACAUUUUUCAAAUUUUCAGCUCCACCUCCCUCCUCCCUGCCCCCCCCCCAAACCCUAAAAACCAAACCCCUUAGAAUAACCCAUUUUCAAGGGACAGAUGGAGGACAUAAGAGAUGACAUUACAGAUGGAGGAAAUAAGAGGACAUUACAGAUGGAGGAAAUAAGAGGACAUUACAGAUGGAGGAAAUAAGAGGACAUUACAGAUGGAGGAAAUAAGAGAGGACAUUACAGAUGGAGGACAUAAGAGGACAUUACAGAUGGAGGAAAUAAGAGGACAUUGAUAUCAUGAACUCAAAUUCCUCUUAACUGGAUAACAGCUUCAAUGAGAUUUUUUUGUUUCAAGUUUUUUUUUGCGUAAUACUUUCCUUUGUCUUUCUGGAAUACGGGCUAAAAUAAUUCUGAUGUAGACAAGGGGAUUGGGUCAUUAGAAUACUAAUAUAUUUCAGGGGUGUCAAAAAUAAUGGGCGGUUGAGGGGAGCAAUAAUUGACAUUAUUUUUAAAGGGCGCUACCUGUACGCAUGUUAUGUGAAACUUUUAGCCCACACACCCCAUACACAAGAUCAUAUUUUGUAAAGGGCUUAUACGAUGGGCUUUGUUGUUAGUGCUUGUUUAAUUUCUCAUUCAUUCGGUCUCCUGGAUAAAUAAUGAAGUCAUUCACGAAUUUUUUGGUUGCUGGUGUACUCUACAUCAAAGCGAUUUUCAUGAUAACACCCAGGGCGACUUAAUUUUACAGAAAACGAAUAACUUCAAUCUGAAAUUCAAUGUUAUUUAACAUUUCGAAAGAACACUUAGAUUUUGCUGUUGUUGCUUAUUAAACAGUGUUUAACAGGUCGCUGUCUCCAUGAAUGUUUUGUCGUAUCCCAUGCGAAGUGGAAAUGAAAGGCGUACCCAUAAUGUGGAAAAGAUUAGCGCGAUCCAUUAUCGCCUGAAUUAUGACCCUUAACCAGGAGGGAAAAACAACGUCUCGAUUGUAAAAGAAUUAUAUCUGUCCUUACCGACUGUAGAUUAACGUUUACACAUUCUAUUUGAUGUGCAGGUUUGAUUGUGGUCUACUUAGUCUAAAGUAGCAUGAAAGGGGCCAUCGAUUGGACUGUGCAGUUUUGACAUGAUUAGCCGAUAGGGCGAUUAGACAUUUGUAGUAGGAUUACUGAAAUUGUAAUUGUUAUAAAAAUGGCCCAUUCUUAGAAAUAAGAUAGCCAUUUAAAUGUAGGCCUAAGAAAUGGUUUGUCAUACGCCGUUUCUUACUGUUAGUUUUAUUUCCCCCCCCCCCUACAUUUUCCUUCUAUUUCUCCGAAAAUUUAAAAAAAAUGUUAUUAUUUUGAAAGGAAUGUCCCCGGACCCAGGAAAUAAUUUUGUGGGUUUCUUUUAAAGACACGUGUAACAAUCUUUGUGCGUCACUAUUGAAAUAUUUGUUGUUUUUUUAUUUUUUUUUAUUUUUUUUUUUAAAAUUUAUUCUGUACUUUUUAGUUGUUGUUUUGUUUCUUUCUAUCCAGCUCAAGGUCAAGGUCAACUGUUUGACAAGUAUGAGAUCGAAGAUGGUGGGCGAUUCAAUCUGACGUGUGAUGCUAGCCGGAUUGGCGGUAUUCCGGCAGCUGUAACGGAGAUUUCCGAGCUGUCCAUUGAGAGAGUUUGGGUUGGGUAUAACCCUAACCACACACUGAUUUCAAUGAUUGCUACUUACCGAAUUCUUCCUGAAGAAGAAGCAAUCCAAACGGUAAUAUUUAAACCAUGAUCACACCAUUAAAUGUCUGUGGAGCCCAGCUAAAUUUUCGAUACUCUUAAAAAAAACUCCACAUCUAAAUCACAUUUUUCUCUAAAUUUGUGUCGAAAAUUGAUUAGAACUUUAAUUAUGAUUUUCAUUGUAUAUUUUGAUUAACAAUAUUAUGUCAAUUUAAAUUGUUUUCAAUGCAUUUUAAUAUUUGAUAUAUUUUAGAGUGGACAAGAAGCUGCAUUCGUUCAUAUUUCUCGGCUUACAAUUGUUAAUAAAGAUUGGUUAAGUCGUAUGGAGUUAUGCUAUGCCCGGUUUAAAUGCUUCGUAAUUAUUACCUAAGGUUAUAUGACCAUUGGUCGUUGUCAGCAGUGUUUCUUUCACAAAGAGUUUCGGAGGGUGGGGGGCAGUGACAGGGGCCAAAGCAUGACUAAUGGGGGGGGGGGAAGUGACAGAUAACCCCUUACACCAUACUAGCGGGGACGCCAAUAUAGCGUUUGAGGGAUUUGAUGAAUAAAAAUAAUGGUUUUCUGAGUUGAGGAGUGGAAGAGUUGGGGGGGAGGGGCGGGAAAAAUUAAUCAAUGUCCCUGGCGUCAAAUGGGGAAGUGACAGAUAACCCCUUACACCAUACUAGCGGGGACGCCAAUAUAGCGUUUGAGGGAUUUGAUGAAUAAAAAUAAUGGUUUUCUGAGUUGAGGAGUGGAAGAGUUAGGGGGGAGGGGCGUGAAAAAUUAAUCAAUGUCCCUGGCGUCAAACACUCUAGCUGCGCCUCUGCAAGUAAGUUUGUACCGUCAAUUGGAGCGAGGCAUACAUCUUGACAAGUCUAGGGUAGCACUAACACUAGCUACUGCACUGGGUAGUGUAUCUAUCAUCACUAACAAUAGCUACUAUACUAGGUUGUGUAUCUAUCAGCAGUAACACUAGCUACACAAAUAGGUACUUUAUCUAUCAGCAUUAACAUUGGCUACUCCACUAGGUAGUGUAUCUAUCAGCACUUGCACUAGCAAUCCCACUAGUUUGUGUAUCCAGCAGCACUAUCAAUAGCUAAUCCAGUUGGUCGUGUAUCUAUCAGCACUAACACUAGUUACUCCAUUAGGUUGUGUAUCUAUGAUAAUCAAAAAUUAUUACCAGGGCCUGCUGUACUGCCACUUUUUUUAGGGAAGAACUGUAGAAAAUGAGGGUACGGUUGGCUCUUGAGUAAAAAGUGUGGGGGGGGGGUCUCUCCACAGAAAAUUUUGGAUUAUUUCAAAAUCAAAAGGUGCAUUUAGAUGUAUACCUGAAUUCAAUGUUUCUCUUAGACAAUGGGACCUGGGUAAGGUAUUUUUCAUUCGUCAGAUGAAGAUAUUAUAUCAUUAAAUGCCAUACAUACAUUGAAUUCAUUUAGCUUGUUGCGUGUCCCAGGAUAAUUCAUCGGCACAAGCUUAUAUUAAACCAAUAUAUUAAACCCUUAUAUUAAACCCUGAUAUUAAACCCUUAUAUUAAACCCUUAUAUUAAACUCAUAUAUUAAACCCUUAUAUUAAACCCAUAUAUUAAACCCUUAUAUUAAACCCUUAUAUUAAACCCUUAUAUUAAACCCUUAUAUUAAACCCUUAGAUUAAACCCUUAUAUUAAACCCUUAUAAUAAACCCUUAUAUUAAACCCAUAUAUUAAACCCUUAUAUUAAAUCCUUAUAUUAAACCCUUAUAUUAAACCCUUAUAUUAAACCCAUAUAUUAAACCCUUAUAUUAAACCCUUAUAUUAAACCCAUAUAUUAAACCCUUAUAUUAAACCCUUAUAUUAAACCCCAUACCGUAAAAUUGAUCAGCAUGGGGAAAAGCGUGUUGAAACGGAAGGUAUUGAAAAAACUCUCACAAAUUCAAAAUACAGGGGUGGAUUGUCGCUUAUAUUUGAAUUUGAUGUUUCUUUCACACAAAGUCGAGAGUUUUUAGAAUUUUAUGUGCGAAGAACUAAAUUUAGACAUAAUUAGGAACAUCUUUUACUUGCUCCAGCCCAACAUAAUAAUAUAUAUGAUAUUCCCAUUGCUUAAUAUCAUAUUUUAAAUCUUUAUAGUCCACAGAAAUUGUUUGAAAAAUUCAAGAUAAAUGAAUGCAUUUUAGAUUAUACUUUAGGUUUUGCGACAUCCUACACUUGGAGAGCAACCGAAGAAAAGCUAUUUAAUAAAUGUAGAUGUCACCUAACCUUAGCAACCCCUAAGGCUGCAGUGGGCAUGGGAUAUUUUAAGUCUUAAAGAUCUGAUGUGGAUAUUUCCUUACUUAUCCUCUUUCAAUGCAAGGUAUGGGUAGGUAAAACAAACAACAACAUAAAGUAGCAAAAGGUGCCUGGAUAUUUCGAGCGACGGCUCUUCUUGACGUAGUUGUGUUAUGCAAAUCUUUUUGUGACAUUACUAAAUAUUAAAGUGGCUUACAAUUUUUUUUUUAUUAAACAUCUUUGGGGGUUAGAUCCAUAGUUAACAAAUAAACUUUUAAAAAAAAAAAAGGUUUUAUCACAAAAAGCACUGCAAACUCAUUUGUAUACAUUAAACCCAAAUGAAAAACAACAUAUACAUAUAAUAAUCAACUGACGGGAAAUAAUUACUUCUGCUAAAAAUUUCCAAGGUUUAACGUAGUCAAAAAAGAAGAAAGUAACUGUUAAAUAUCUUUGCAUACUUGGAUUAUCAAAACUGGUCAUUUUUAAAAAAAAAAAUCAUAAAUAAAUGGUACUAUUAUGUAAAGAAGACAUGGGUUGUUUACCAAAUAGUAGAAAUUUCCCAAAAUUCUUUUGAUUGAAUUUUUUUCUUUUUAAUUUUUAAUCUACUAUAACUUUCUUUUUCAGAAAAAUUGCAAACUGUCACUUAUUUUUACUUUAAAACAAUUUUCCCCCAAAUCCACAGAAUUUAUUUUAAAUUGACAAAUUAGGAAUAAGAUGUCCUAAAACAAGUAACCUCAAAAUAAAUAAAAAGUAGAAUUGGCAUGAUAAUCGAAAUUCGAAAUGCUAGUUCUACUUCAUCAUUUUAGCUUUCUGAUAGAUUCUCAUCUUGAAAAAAAAAUAUUAAAAAAAAAUUCCUUUGCAAACAGAUGGGGCAGUUUGUUUAUUUUUCGAAUAGUAAAAAAGAUAAAAACUGGUUGAAAUUGAAUAACUAUUGGUUGCUCUUUAUUUAAAAUUCUGUGAUUCAGGAAAUUUUAUUACAAAGGUACGACGUUUAAAGAAAGCAAAAAAGUUCUCGAUAUAAUAAUGAAAUUUUCCCUAUUUUUUUGCGCCCGUUAAAUUCUUAAUUUAAAGAAAAAAAUAUCACCAAUUUUGUAAGUUUCCAAUUUAUAUAACUCAACAUUAAUGGAAUCGAGGAAAUGUAAAAUUAUGCCCAUAUAAAUACUUUCGAAGCUUAAUAUCAUCACACAAUUUAUAAAUACCACCUAUCACUACUUUAAAAGUAAUACUUUUAUCAUAAAAUAUAAUUUGAACAUAGAUUGCAUAUGUUUGAUACUUGGCAAGAACUAUUAUUAGAAUAGUAGUCCUUGAUCUUUAUGUAAGGUAUUUUAAUACAGUGUUAUUGAAGUCUUAAAAUUUGUGAAUUGCACCCAAAAAAAUGAAUAAAAUAUAUAAAUGUGCGAACAACGGGAAGUAAGACUUCUGCAGAUAAUCAGGAGCAGCCAGUGCGUUUCUUAUAACAGAAUACUGUAAGCCAUUUUAAAGAUUAGCCUUAAAUUUACGGAUCAUCAAAUAUAUGGAGCGUAGGGAUAUUUAAAAGAUUCCCCUAAUCGUUAUCGUAUAAAGGCAUCAGUUGCUAUUCUUUUCAAAACUGUUUAAAAUGACAAUUUAGCCGUUUUUAAUUUUAAAAAUAUAUAAUCGUUCUUUUGUGUAACCCAUUUUUCUCGGGGAGGGGGGGGCACUUGACUUUCCCAGGGGGCCGGACCCACCCCCCCCCCCCUGGAGAGAUGCCUGAAUGAAACCCUGGUAGUUAGGUUUUGGUGUUUAGAGUGCUGUAAACUCAUGGUGCAAGCCCCCCUCCCCCAACUUCCACGAUGUAUUUUUUCUUGUUAAAAUAUGUACACAGUAUGACAAUGACAAGAACAGAAAACAAUUAAUUACGGGUCAGAAGGUAAAUGUAUUUAAGAGCUAUGACAAAUUUAAGAUAUAAUUACUUUUACAUUACAUUUACUUCAUUCAAAUGUUUCUUUCCUGGUUAUCAAAGCUGCAAAUCUGUCAAUGACAACGUAUCCCUUUACAUUGAUAGUAGAGCCAGAUCAGAAAUACCUGCCUGCUCCAUGGUUGAUUGUAAAUAGUUCUUGAUAAGUCGAAGUUUUGAAAAACUCCGCUCAUAUGAAAUCAUAGACACAGAGAUCGUAAGAAACAUUUGAAGGCUUAGCGAGAGUCUUGGAAGAGAUUCAAGCAAGUCGCAUUCAGCUAUGUAUUUCAAAGAUAAAAUACUGACCAGUCCAAAACUUUGUGUCCCAUUCAGCUUAUAAAUUAAAAACAUCAAAUACUGACGACUCCAAAACUUUGGGAAAUUUAAUAUCAUCUGACUUUAGAUGCAGGGUUGCUUUCAGCUAUAUCUCCGCGGGGGUUUUGGGGCAGUGCCCCCCGGGGAAAGCCAAGUGCCCCCCCAGGAGCAAAAAUAUGUCCAACAAUAAAUCAACUCGAAAUGCUGGCACUGCCCCCCCCCGAAAAAUCUGAAGUUGGGGUUUUGGGGCAAGGGCCCCCGGGGAAAGCCAAGUGCCCCCCCAGGAGCAAAAAUAUGUCCAACAAUAAAUCAACUCGAAAUGCUGGCACUGCCCCCCCCCCGAAAAAUCUGAAGUGCCCCCCCCCCCGAAAGUCUGAAGUGCUCCUCAGGGGUAAAAUUUCUGAAAGAAACACUGUUUAGAUGUCUUCUGAGCCUUGAUAUCUCUCAUCUAAUAAUCUCCCUACUGUUCUCAUAGAGGGAGUCCAGCAAUUGUUUCUUUUUUCUCCUGCCAUUCUAUUCUUAAACCGUAAUUUUCUCUGUUCCAAAAUUCCCCGUUGGUCUUUUUUAAAAGUGCCUUUUCAAUAGCAUGUUCCACCAAGUGACGCGGUGUAAGAUUAACUUACUAUGUAAAUGAACAUAAAAUCCCAGACAUCCUGUAAACGAUCUUGUGCUCUUUGAAAAUCGUUGCUCAAAUGUUAGGACGCGGUGCUACUGACGAAUAGGAUAACAUUAUUUUUUUUAAUAUUUCUGUGUUUCGACACAAAAUUUGAUUUUAAUUAUUUUUUUUUAAAAUUUAAAUAAAUUUAUAUUAAUGAUUAAACUAUCUUAGAACAUUUUGCAAAUUAUUUUUUGGUUAAAGUAAACCAAUAAAUGGAUACAAGGUAAAUUUUUUAAUGUUUUUAAUUUUUACAAAUUCAAUUAGUGUACUUAGAAUCGCUCGACCACAUUGUAUUUAGAAUCAAUGGGAAUUUUUAUUUAUCAGAAUUUAGAUACAUUUAGCUUCAUGUCACUUAUGCAUGUUACCGAACACUUAAAUCGGCGUUGAAUCGUGGUCAAACAGGUGUUUUUAACUUAUUCAUACAGUCAUCUCUUUUCUGAAGCUUCAACCUUGAGCUUUCAAUAAAGCACUCAUUUGGAUCGAUUGCGUGUUUGCAAAAUUGACGUUUUGUCGGUUAUACCUUUAUGAAAUUCGGCUAGGCCGAGCAGUACGUGCACUGUAAAUAAGGUUUGUUUUCAAUUUUGUUUGACCCCUUGGAUGGUGUCAUCCGAUGCGCUUCGCAACGCCCCCAACACUUAAAUACGCCACUGCAUGUAGCUACUUGGAGUAGAUGCAUCUUCAGGUAACAUUUUCAGAACAACUUUCCAAGGAGUAAAAAAAAAACAUGUAUAAAGCAACCAUUUUUUUUUAAAUCUUUAAGUUCAUAUUUUUAUGUUGUUAUUUGUCUUUUCUUUUAGAUUGUUCCAACUGAUAGGGGAUGGUUAAUUGAAGAAUCUGGUAAUAAUUAUCCCACUGGUCUAAACAACAGGGCUACGAUGAAAAUUGUACUCUAUGUGCCAUAUACUUAUUGUUUUGAUGCAGGAUCAUACACCUGUAAGGCUCGCUUUAAUCAAACAGGUGGUGUUUCAGAAGCCAGCCGUUCUGAAACAAUUAUAUACAAAGGUGAGGUGGUUUUUUUUUUUAUUGGUCUUAUUUCCAUGAAAGCUCCCCCCCCCCUUCCCCCCCCCUGUUCAGGUUAUAGAGCUUGAAAACCUGACUUCUGGGGCAUUCGUUUCCACCAGUCAUUGUUUUAUUGCCGAUUCUAUUACUAUUUCAAACUGUUUGUGACAAGAGGCAAGUUUCCUAGUGGAGAUUUUGAGAUGUUGACACAAACUGAUUACUCUGAAACACAUUCUUUUGAAUGUCAGUAAUCUAAAUUGUCACAAUGCUAUGCAAUCCCCGGCAUUUAUUGGAUACCAAAACUUCGUAAGAAGUAUCCAUGGUUGUCACAAAUGACCGUGGCAGGGGUUAGCAACAAAGCACCAUUGUUCUUAAGAUAAUAGGGUGGACGGUCAUGGCUGUGAUUUUUGGGAGGGAAUUGUUAGGCGCAUGGGGUAAGGUUAAUAAAUUCUCGCAUCAUUUAGAUUGGUGUGAUGUUUCUGACCAAAAUAUUAUGUCUCGAGCCUUACAUAUGUCGCAUGACAAUUUGGAUGUUGAAGACAGAAGUUCCUAUUGGACCGGAAAUGAAGUGGGUAGAGAUGGGUUGAUAGCCAGCAUUCCUAGACCACCUAGGGAAGCAGAGAAGUGUAUAUAAGGUAGAGAGCUUCGUUAUGUAGUACAGAGCUAGAGAUACGUUGACGGUCAUUCUAAAGUGACAGACGUAGUGUUACCAGCUGUAGUCAAAGACAGACUAAGGGAUAGACAGUUAACGUAGUGUUAACAGAAAAAGAGACAUUACUCAAUCUUAUUAUAUUCGAUCAAUACAUCUUUUAUUUAUAACUGUUACUGAUGAGUUGCUUUGGCAUUCAUUGGUGCUCUGUGUUUCCUUCGUUGUACUUCUCAACGUCUGGACUAGUGAACCCUCACAGAGCAGAGCGGUCCGCACCAGUCACAACAUCAUCAAUACCACUUGGUACAUAACCAUAAGUACGGGUCAUACCUCACAAUACCACCCGUAUAUGUGACUUUGUGGGGGCUCCUUACCGGGGUGUAGACAAUACGAGAGGACGACGAAGAUGCCAGUUAAAACUCUGAGUGAGGUUCUGACUCUAGUAGAUGAUUCUCUACAGCUUAGAGGAAAUGAGAGGAAAAAAUACAUCGAGAGAGAGGUGAAUGAGGUUAGAAAAACAGAAGCUGUCGAAAAAGCAUCUAAAAGAGGGCGGCAGAGAGGGUGGUGGUCGAGGGAGAGGCGGCAGAGUGAGCAUGACAGAGAAGGUGGCCGACUGAGAGGCGGCAGAGUGAACAUGACAGAGAAGGUGGCCGACUGAGAGGUGGCAGAGUGAGCAUGGCAGAGAAGGUGGCCGACUGAGAGGCGGCAGAGUGAGCAUGACAGAGAAGGUGGCCGACUGAGAGGCGGCAGAGUGAGCAUGGCAGAGAAGGUGGCCGACUGAGAGGGGGCAGAGUGAGCAUGGCAGAGAAGGUGGCCGACUGAGAGGCGGCAGAGUGAGCAUGACAGAGAUGGUGGCCGACUCAGAGGCGGAAGAGAGAAGGGCUUAUGGGGAGGUGAUGUCAGAAGCCAAGAUGUUGGAAAGGCCAGUGGUUGGAGUCUCAAUUGUUCUGAUCUAAGCAGCCCAGGCUUCCAGCUUUCAUAGAUGGGGUUGUCAAUUAGAUGGAUGGCUCAUCAGAUUGAGCUGUUUGCUAAGAUCAGUAAAUGGCCAGUAAGCGGCUGGGCGCUGUCACUUAGUGCGCUUCUGCCUGGGCGUACUUUCGAGGAAUAUUCGAAAAUGCCUGAUGAAGAUGCACUAGAAUAUAAAAAGGUGGAAGAUUUGCCGCUAAAGAGGCACAACCUUAAAGAGGAUGAAUACAGGAUCCGGUUCAGAGAAAGUAGGUCACAGACAGAUGAGUGUCCAGCCGUAUUAAUCGGAAGGUUGAAAAAUUACAUUAAGAAGAGGAUUAGUCUGUCGAAGACAUAGAAUACAUUUGAAUGUAUUAUGGACAUGUUCAUAAAGGAGCAAUUCAUGAGUGUGUGUCCCGUUGAUUUGGCUACUCACUUGAGCGAGGGAAUGAUUGACAGUCUUGAUGAAGUAGUGACAGUGGCAGAGCUAUUCAUCGAGACAAUUAAGAGAGUCUUCAAUGAUAAUUCUCACGUGGCACAGUUGGAGAAUAGGAGAAAUGGCACGAGAAAUAGAGAAGUUGAAGAACAGAAGACAUGACCUGGUCCAAUGAUGCCUCAUAAUGGCAUAUUAGGACAGGCAAAACCUGACUUCAAGUGUUUGGUGUCAUAAGAGUUGACAUAUAGCGAGAAACUGCCCUAAUGUUAGUGAAUCCAGAAAAAAAAUAGUCCAAUGGGCUGCAUCAGCACAAAUUUACUCCUGGGCUGCAACUUUCAAGCGAUUGGUUGGGUGAUCAGUGAGAUAGAUGUCAAAUGUGGUGGUGAGAUCAGUGAGCAGGACAAUGAAACAUCAAAGAAGAGGAACUUUCCGAUUCUAGAGGGCUUGGUCGGGUCUAGUAAGUUGAGGUGCUAAGAAACACUGAAUUUUAAGCAAUAAUUGCUAAACGAAUGUAUUUAAGGGAUGGCCAGCUAACAAAUGGAGCUGGUUUUAUUGCGUUAAUGAUAACAGACAUUGAACCUGGGGACAUCCCAAAAAACGGCCUCCGUGACUCCGGAUGGUCAUUAUGAGUUCUUGAGAAUGCCGUUUGGAAUGAUGAAUUCAGGAGACGCGGUAUCGGACAACUCUACAACGGCUGGAAAGAAUGAAAAACGUAAUUAUCUACGUAGAUUAUUUGCUAAUCUACACCCGCACUUGGAAAGAACUUUUAGAGAAAAUGGCGGAAUAAUUUGAUCACUUGAAAAUUUUGAAUAGGAAUGCGAGGCCCACAAAAUGCGUAUUUAGGAGGUCCAUCAAGAUGGACCUCCUGGGACACAAAUUAUCACUGGGAACACUAGGGCUGCAAGAAGACAACGUGAACAAAAGCAGGCAUGCUCAUCGGCCAACUUCCAAAAAAGGAGUGCCGUUCCUGCCUUGGUCUCACGGGGCACUACAGGGAGUUCCUACUGAACUGUGCGACCCUGACAUCCCAAUUGACGGCUCUGACUUAAAAGGAUCAACAAGACAAAUGAAAAUGGGAAGUAGACCUGGACAAAACAUAUGACGCCCUAAAGAAAAGCAAUCACCACGCGUCGAAUCCUACGCAUCCACAAACAUGGAUCAAUGAUUUGUUUCGAAUCCUACGCAUCCACAAACAUGGAUCAAUGAUUUGUUUCGAAUCCUACGCAUCCAAAAACAUGGAUCAAUGAUUUGUUUUUAAGGGUCGAUGCAACUGAUCUUGGUCUUUGCGCUGCCCCGCUUCAAAAAGGUGAUGACGGAGCACUUCAGCCCGUUGCAUUCGCUAGCAAGAAGUUCUUGGAAAGAGAGACCAGGUAUUCUACGAUCGAGAAGGAGUAUCUCGCGAUAGUGUGGGCCAUACAAGUUUGAACUUUAUCUUGACGGAAAGCAGUUCAUUCUACAAACUGACCACCAGCCAUUGGAGUAACUUAGCACGGCUCUAAUCGUGAGGGCCAGGUUCCUUAGAUUGGCUCUGUUUCUUCAGGGCUACAGUUAAUUUUUUUUAUGUAGUCCAUUGCUAGGGCGAAUACUGUAGAGCCAGACUUUCUAAGAAGACUUAGAAAUGUUGUUAGAUUGUUGUGUUUUCUGAGAUUUACAACAUGGCGAGAGUCUACAUAAAAACUAUAUUUUAAAUUAUCCCUCUAUUAGACCUGUGUGUGUGUGAAUAAGACAUUGAUCUACUAAUCUAUAACGGAGCAGAUGUUCUCGAAGACACUUUAGUCUUAAAUAUUGUAUUUUGUAUUUUAUUUUAUUUCACAUUAUUUUGUGAUAGAUAAUUUUUUACCUGAUGAUACAUAUGGCGAGGUUUAGAGCAGUCGAAACGAGACUAGGGGGGUGCAGUAAGAAGGGGAAGCGUAGUAUUAUUUAUGGAGUAGUCAUUGGUUUGGUUAGUUUUGACAUUUGUCAGUUUUUUUUUUAAAUUGUUGAAGGGGGGAACAGUGUUAAUAGCCUAUAGUGAUAAAAUUCUAGAUAAUUCACCUCCCUUAUGUUAACUUAAGAGAUGAGAAUAGUUAGAGAGAGAGCUAGAGUGGAAAAUGUAGUUUGAAUGAGGUGUCAUAUGAGAAGGUACGAGAAAGAAUUUGGAAAUGAGCGAACAAAAUUUAUGGGAAAAACUGAGAAAAAAAAGGGACUUAACACAACGAACGAACGUGUCGGCAAGAAGCCUUCCUCGGUGAAAAAACAACAGUAAAAUAAAAAUAAAAAGUAACACUUAGCUGCAACGUAGUAUCCCAGAGGACAGCAAGAGGAAUGUGACAGAACAAAAUCAGUUGAGAUAUGAAAUACAGGAGAUGGGACAGACGAGAUGAAACGUAGGUCCACUGCGAUUGUUCGUAGCGAGGAGAGGGCGGAGAAAACGUUUAACCUGUGAAUGAAAACAUGACGUCCAUGUUACCUGCUUUCAUGUUCCCAUAAUAAGGCUACAUUAUUUUUUUUAGACAUAACUCAUUAUCUAUCCAGUUGCUCUUUCACGUCAACAUGAAAUUUUUCAUUGAAAUUUUCCUUUUAACCCUUAACGUUUUUCCGCGUAUUAUCUUUUAGAGAAAUGUUAUUGACCUCGCAGAUGUCAGUCAAAAACAAUAAGGGUCAAGGUCAUAUGUUGUUUUUUUAUGUGUAGAGAUUUUCUUUUCGAGGAAAUUUAUUCUGGAUGGUUAAGUUUCAACUCUUCAAUGGGAAUAAUCUGAAUUACCCAUAUGGAAAUAAAAAUACACUCAAAAUUUAACGACCAGUGUUUAUUUAAAUCUAAGAAGUUUACUAUACUUGUGGGCUUCUGUAUCAUUGAAAAAAGAAUCUUCUGUGCUACAUGUAAGUGACUAGGAGUAUAAGAGAACAGAACGUUGACGUAGCUCAUCUAGUUUAACCUACUUAUUCCAGUUUCCCAAAAAUAGCUUAUGAUAUUCUGUUGGUGAUGUUCAGGUAGGGAUUGUUUGUAGUAAGCAUCUUAAAAAUUUAUUAUAAAAGUUAAAUGGGUUGUUCAUUAACUUUUUUCUUAUCAUUCGAAAUAGAAAGAAUAAAUAUACCUGUGAUUACGUUGGACCCUCACAAUGGAUAUGCACCUGACGUCUCCUCUAACAUGGUGGGAGAAGAAGUCAAAUUAACGUGUCAAAUACAGGUAGCUAAUAAUUAAGUUUUUUUUUUUUAAAUGUAUUUUUUUUGUUAAAAAGCUAAGUUUGAAUUAUUUUCAUUCGUCUUACAUAAUGUUAAACAAAAAUUUUUCUUUUACAAUCAUUAAACUUUGUACCAUAAAGUAGGGACACGGAUGUCCGAGGAGACAGAUUCUGACACGACAUGCCCUGAUUAAUUUAGUUGCUGAGGAACUCUGGGUGCAUAGUUCACCCGACCUUUUCUGUCAAGUCGUCAGUGCUCCGCAGCAGCUGUUGGCUUCAUGUUGAACAAAUCCUUUGUCUACACCGUGAAGCAACGAUGCUCGUUCCCUUGCCGACUCUUCCCAUGUCUCUGUUUCUUUAUCGAGCGAUAUUUAGUGAUUCUUGAAAGGUGUCUCAAAAGCGUUUGUUCUAUUCAGCAAAUCACCUUCCAUGCUCAAGAUAAAAAUAGUUUCAAUAGUUUUUUUUGGGCUAGCGGUCGUCUGACAGUGUCACAAAAUUCAACGCAUUAGACUUGUAAAAAUGAAGGGGAGACCAACCUGUGCGAGUACGUCAUUGUUCUGGGACCUUGUCCCACCAUUUGAUGUUUGGGAUUUUUUCUGAGACUUGUAUGAAAGUAACUUCACAUUAUUGCAUCGUGUAAAUACACAGUGCACGUUUCACGGGCAUAGAUAAGCGUAAGAAGCACAUAGGCAUUGUUUACUUUUAUUUUAGUAUGACUGCUGAUAACUCGCCUGCUUCAUGCAUUCUUAGACAAUCUGCCAUAGGUUGUACUAGCUCGUACAAUAUACAUAAACUAUUUUACUUAUUUUAUACAAAUCAUCAAUAAUUGCUCAUCUACGCAAUACUUUUGUGAAUGGUUAUAUACAUUGAAUGGGAAAACGUCUGUUGUUUUUAUUUGGGGUUUUAAUAUUGCAAAAUUACUUUUAAAUUUAUUUAAUAAAAACAUCUUCAAACAAUAUUAAAUUAGAGUUUUCCAUUGACCUGAAAUAAAGAAAUAGUUACAUUAAAUUCAUAAGUGCUAAAUUUAAACUUGCAAAUAAAUAGCUACGCUGUUCCUUGAUUUAAUAACCUGGUGUGACAAAACUGAUAAUUUAUCAAGUAUCUUACUAUUAGUUGCUUUUUAAUUUAUAAUAAACCACACCAAGCUUUAACUUUAUAUUUUUAACUUGCAAUAAGUUGUAUUUAUUUUUCAGUCCAGAAAAUGUCCUUUGAUCCAUUUUGUCAAGUAAUAAAAACAUAACUUAAUUUUUUAUACUCAAAUAACAAGCUGCAUUUCGUGCCAAAGUGCUCAACGAAACUUAAUAUCUCAUUACCACUGACCGUCUCUUUUAUUAGUCAACCAAAUAAGAACAGACCAUAUUUGUAACACAUGUCAUAUUGUCAUUAUGACAAUAUUUGUAGUAACAUGGUUAACUAAUACUGCAGUAGAUGUGUUGCCGCUAUCACAUUUGAAUAAUUAAUUCAUUCACUCCCCAAACUUAUCUUUUUUCUCUCUCAAUAAUGAAUUGAUAACUUGUAAUAAAUAAUUUAUACAGUUCUUUAUUAUUUUCAAUAAACACACCAAUUUUAAGUUUUGCUAGGAGGAUAUCCUGCAAUAAUUCUAGAAUAUAUUCUAGAAUAUAUAUAUAUAGAGAGAGAGAGAGAGAUAAACAGUUAGUUUUUAAAUACCACCAAUCAGUUGUGAAAUCUGUUAUAGGAAAAUAUCAUUGGUUCUAAUCCUUUGUUUAAUCCCAUGUAAGGGUCUUGUCAGUCUUGCGGGUCUUGAAUUAACCUGGUUGACCGGUCCCAGAGGAGGAAACAACUUUGUGCCCUAUCCUACGGAUGGUGCUGAAACGGUUACACCGGGACCCCCAGAUCGACCCUGUGAACGUGGCAAAUAUGAGUCAACCUUGACCUUCAAGGUACCCGCUGUCGACACUACGUACACUUGUGUGGCCAAAGACGGUGAUAAUGGUGCCAGCCGAACGAACUUCACAAUUGUCCAUACAGCAAGUAUCGGUUGGUCAAACUUUUGUUUUGUUUAAAGCGGAAUUGAUAUUGUUAGUUUAUGUCAUUUUACUUAUCUAUUUUCUUUUUAAAAAAGAUUAUAUAUCUUUGACAACAGUUAAAAGUUAGUUUAAUCGUAAAAUAUUGAUUAUGACCAGUUUAAAAAUGGCUUGGUGACCGGGCUGAACAAAUCCGUGGGAGCUGGGGUAACAUCUGGCUGUGGGUGUUGGGUUGAAUCUGGCUGUAGGGCUGGGGAUGAAUCUGGCUGUGAGUGAUGGGGUAAUAUCUGGCUGUGGGUGCUGGGGUUGAAUCUGGCUGUGGGUCCUGGGGUAAUAUCUGGCUGUGAGUGCUGGGGUAACAUCUGGCUGUGGGUGUUGGGGUUGAAUCUGACUGUGAGUGCUGGAGUAAUAUUACGCUUGGGGUGUUGGGGUUGAAUCUGGCUGUGAGUGCUGGGGUAAUAUCUGGCUGUGGGUUCUGGGGAUGAAUGUGGCUGUGAGUGGCGGGGUAAUAUAUGGCUGUGGGUGCUGGAGUUGAAUCUGGUUGUGGGUGCUGGAGUAAUUUCUGGCUGUGGGUGUUGGUGUUGAAUCUGGCUGUGAGUGCUGGGGUAAUAUCUGGCUGUGGGUGUUGAGGUUGAAUCUGACUGUGGGUGUUGGGGUUGAAUCUGGCUGUGGGUGCUGGGAUAAUAUCUGGCUGUGGUUUUUGGGGUAAUAUCUGUCUUGGGAGGUUGAGUUUGAAUCUAGCCGUGAGUGCUGCGGUUGUAUCUGGCUGUUGGUGCGCUGAAAGCUGGUCUUGUCCAUCGAUGCUUGAAAUGCAUUAAAAGGUGUACAUGCCGGGGAAGGCCUGUUUGUGACAUCACCUCUGUGUCUGGCUCUUGUCCUGUUUUUUUCUUAGAUGAAGAGGAUUUUUCGUAGGAUAGUUGUAUAAAUGUUAGACCUAUCCCCCCUCCCCCCAGGCCAAGUCACUUAUUUCAGGAUAAUAGUGGGUUCUUUACAUUCUAAUUUUAAAAUCGUUGAAAAGAAUUUCUUUUUGAAAAUGUGGUACCAACACUGUAUAGUGUAAGCCCGUGAAAGUAUCUGUUUUGGGGGGUUGUUUGAGGGGGGGGGGGUUAUGUAUCUACUUUUUUAAUCGGAAAUGUAUCAUCCAAAGUUAUGAACUGUUAACAGAUUGUCUCUAAAAUCUUAUUUUUUUCCUAGAAAUGUUCGUAUUAAUUGGUCUUAAUGUUAUCCUAAAAAAAUUCCACUUGUUAGAACUGUUUAUGUGUUGAUGUAGCAGUGGGAGAGAUAAAUAUGUGAACUUUAUUAUUCCCAAUACAAUAGUAAAAUGUCCCGAUAAACUUUCCAUGUGCAAAAUUGUCUUUGGGUUGUUUAGAAUAAAUAAUUUGUUUCGGUAAUUAUUUUAUCUAAUAAAAUUGUUGAUAUUUAAUAAAUUAUCUUUGAUAUUCUAGGCAACAAAGGCGCGAACUUGGUGGUCCUGGACUCACAAUGGUUUGUCAGGAACAUGUUGAUGAUGGUUGUAGCAUUUCUCAAGUGGUCAGGAUUUGUUUAGUGUCACGAGGACUAACAAAAUUACUCGGCCAACUGGUGCCACCAGGAUUCGAAAAAUUACUUUGCCAGUCAGCUCAUGGAAUAUGUUCAUCAAUAAAAUAUGGUGUAAAUGUGUAGACACUUUGCUUCAAAGAUUAUCGUAUAUACACUUUAAGCAUUCCCGCUUCAAUGUCUCUAAGGCA
This is a messenger RNA of Lymnaea stagnalis (great pond snail), 18641 nucleotides long. NCBI's taxonomy places the organism in Eukaryota, Metazoa, Mollusca, Gastropoda, Lymnaeidae. The record is from the annotation of a GenBank genome assembly.